ACUAGUGGGGCUUCCGCUGCUGCUGGUGGUGGUGGUGGUGGCUGCGGCGGCGGCGGCGGCGGCAGCAGCGCGUGGGCUGCACGAACCUGGACCCUUCCCUUCGAGCCUCAAGUGCCGGAGCACCACGUCCCAGGGUGUGCACGUUCCAAGGCCGCUGCGGGCUUGAUUUCCGUUUGGAGGUCCACAGCUGCACCAAAAGAAAACCAGCAAUCCCCUGUAUGAGGAGCCUCCAUUGGUAAGUCAUUGUUUUGCCUUUUGUAACACCUGGGCCUGGUUCUGUUAGGAUCCCACUUGGGUACAGUCAGUGUCUUAGGAGACACAUGAACUCCUGUUCAGGGCAUUAGGGAGAGGUCACACUACCUUCUUAGUUCUUGGCCUUGUGUGUCCUGUUUUGUUUGCCUUUUCUGUUUCUUUGUUCUGAGAAUUCUGAGGUGUGGAUUUGGGGUGACUGGAAGACAAAAUGGGUAAUAUGACUAGUAAACCCAAUAUACGGGACUCCCCACUGCCUUGCCCCUGUCAGUGCCCACCUGUAUCCAAACCCCCAUCUCAGCCCUCACCACCUCGAUCCAAACCUCCAUCUCAGCCUUCACCUCAAUCCAAAUCCCCAUCUCAGCCCUCACCCCGAUCUACACCCCCAUCUCAGCCCUCACUACCUCGAUCCAAACCUCCAUCUCAGCCUUCACCUCGAUCCAAAUCCCCAUCUCAGCCCUCACCCCGAUCUACACCCCCAUCUCAGCCCUCACCACCUCGAUCCAAACCCCCAUCUCAGCCCUCACCACCUCGAUCCAAACCUCCAUCUCAGCCUUCACCUCAAUCUAAAUCCCCAUCUCAGCCCUCACCCCGAUCUACACCCCCAUCUUGGCCCUCACCACCUCGAUCUAAACCCCCAACUCAGCCCUUACCUCGAUCCAAACCCUCACCUCAACCUCACUCCCGGUCCUCUCCCCUCCCCACAUCCGAUCGGGAUCAGGAGUUACUUCCUUAUACUUCGCGACAGCAGCCCCAGGCCUCCUCUCUCACCAGGUCUCCCGCCACCCAUCUCUCUAGCUGGAACACCCAGACCUCCCCUUUCAGCACAGACGGGAGCUGUCUAGUCUAUGUACCUUUAACCACCGCUGACCUCUUCAAGUGGAAGAUGCAGUUCCCUUCCUUUAGCACAAACCCAAGUUCCCUGAUCUCCUUAAUGGAGUCUAUCUUUUCCAUCUACUGUCCUUCUUGGGAUGACUGUCAGGAUAUCUUAGCUGUCUUCUUCACCUCGCAAGAGAGGAGCCGGAUUCUGACUGGGGCAGUGAAAGCAUUUGUCAGAAUGAACACAGGGAGGGGCAGGUGGAGGGCAGAAGAAGCUGACUGUUUCCUACCUCCAUUUCGGUGGAGUCCUGACUGGAACAAAAGAACGGAAGAAGGUAGGAGAGCGCUCAGUAAUUACCACAAGGCUUUGUUAGAGGGAAUGAAGCUGGCAACCCGGAAGCCCACUGACUUCCUCAAGGUGAUGUGUACUAGACAGGGUCCAAAGGAAUCACCUCUCCAGUUUCUCGAACGCUUGCUGGAGGUGUUCCGAGAAUACACGCCCAUAGAUCCAGACGACCCGGUAAACUUCAAGGAGUUUAACCAAACCUUUGUAGACCAUUCGGCCUCAGACAUACGUAAUGCAAUCCAAAGAGUCUAUGGGUUUGAAGACAUGACUAGGUUUGAAUUAUUGAAAAUAGCCCAGAGUGUGUUUGACAAUAGAGAGAGUGAAGAAGUUAUGAUAAUAAAAACAGUGGUGAAUGCUGUGAUGAAUUCACAGCUUUUCUAUGGUAACUUCAAUCACCGUCAGAGACCACAAAGACUACGGAGAGACCAAUGUGCUUACUGCAAGAGAUUGGGGCACUGGAAACACGAAUGCCCCAAUCGAAGGCAGGUCUGCCCCCAUUGGGGCCAGUUUUAGCUUUAAGAGCAUAGUAGGGCCAUAGCUCUUUACAGUUAGGCCCCCAGGAGCCUAUGGUACCCUCUUUAGUUGGGGGCCAAUCUGUAAAUUCCAAUGAGGAACUUUCACAUUUUGGUAUUACAAAAAUCCUUGGGGUCCCUCACCGGGAGUGUCGGGUUUAUACUGUUCUGGAUCUAAAGGAUGUAUGUUUUCAAUUCCUUUGUCAAAACUGAAUGUCUCUUUGCAUUUGAAUGGGCUGACCUUGACCUGGACCUCUAGGUUACUACUACUCCCCUAAAUGCCAAAAAGGCUAUGUUGCCCCCAAGGGCACUGUACCUGAUGAAUUUUGGGAAGUGGAAUUUAUACAGAAAUCUAGCAAGGGCCACAUGGAUAUAAUGAAUACUUCCUGGUUUUUAUCAACACUGUCUUGGACUGGGUAGAGGCCUUUCCAACCUCAAUGGAAACAGCCCAGAUAGUAGCUAAGAAAUUAAUGAUGGAAAUCAUCCCCAGAUGUGGCCUCUCCUUAAUUUUGGGGUCUGCCAAUGGCCUGGCCUUCAUGACCAAACUGUCUCAAAUGACUUCAAAAACCCUCAGUAUAAAUCGGAGGCUACAUAGCUUGUGCCAUCCUCAGAACCCAGGGAAAGUGGAAAGAAUGAAUAGGACCUUAAAAGAAACUCACUGAAUAUAUUCUUGAGACUGAUGGUAAUUGGGUUGACCUCUUGCCUUUUGCCCGCCCCCACUAGGGGUCUGAUGCACCCCCUACUGUGAAAAAUUCACUCCGUUUGAAGUAAUUUAUGGACAGCCCCUCCCAGUGAUCAAGAGCUAAGAACAGAGUCCAUAAUCUCUGAAUCCCUGAAGGGAUUCCAGUUAACUCUGGAUAAGAUCUUUCCUCAAGUCUAGGCUGCCCAAUUAACUGGGCACUGCUUCCCUGACCAGCUGUGCCAACCUGGUAGCACUCACUGCCUGGAACCAAGGUGAUGCCCUCUAUCAGGAUUCUCUGGAUGCCCUGUGCUAUUGAGUUGCUGCUACUCACAUCUCAAGAAGACAGCAGAGGAUCCGGGGAAGAAGAGGGCCACCACAAAUGGAAAUUAAUUGAAUGGGAUCACUUCCAGGUUAAGAUCUCUAAGGUUUAAUGUGUUCUUGCUGACCUGCUUUUACUCCUUUUCUUAGAUUAUGGAAGCCAUGUUGUUAGUCUUGAUCUGCUGGGUUAUGUCCUUACCCUGGAACUUCAGCUGUAUAUAAUAACUCACAUGGACAACCCACUUAGAAGUAGGAACUUAGUCUCACUGACACAGUUCAGGUGUUGGACACCAUUUUGGUUUUUUGUUUGUUUGUUUCUGUUUGUUUUUUGGUUCCUUUGUGUAGCCCUGCUAUCCUGGAACUCAAUCUGUAGACCAGGCUGGCCUCGAACUCAGAAAUCCGCCUGCCUCUACCUUCCCACGUGCUGGGAUUAAAGGUGUGCGCCACCACUGCCCGGCUGUUGGACACUGUUAUAACUUCCGACCAGCCGAAUCUGAAAACUGAAUGGGCUGUGGACAUUUACAAUUGGAGAAAAACUUAGGAGGUAUCUUGGUUUACAUCUGUCCAGCCCAGGGCAGCAAAUCCUGGCAGGGCACUAAAUGCCUAUCGCUGUGUCUCUUGGGGCUCCAAAACUGUCACCCCACCUGCCCUAAGGCAGAUCAGGACAUUCUUACCAUAACUCCCAAGCCCUCUAAAACCAACUCUUAAUUGUCAGUUAGGGUCAUGUAACAUUUUGUAUACCCCUCCCCACCUCCAACCUAAACUCUGGAACAUUUUUGACUCUUUUGGAGUGUACGAAGAACGUGGGGAAUUUGACCAUAUGUCAGGGGCUGGAUCCCAGUCCCUCAUUUAUCAUGCAGUGAUCAAGGUUAAGACAAGAACUUAAACCCACAGUCCCCAGUAGAGACCUUGAUUCCUCAGGUUCCUCCCGCAUGCCCAUGUUCCAAAGACUCCAACUACCGUCUCGCCUGUUUCUAACCUCUGCUCUAAAACCUGCCUGUUUUCUAGGCUCUCCUGAGCCACCUCCAUCCACUGGCCCCAUGGAAGUUCUACUCCUGACUGUGCUAACCGCAACCUUUCCCUCACCAUCCUAUACCUAACCUGACGCAGGACUGAUGGUUUUGCCUCAACCCCAAACCCACCUAUUAUGUAGGAAUGACUUACAAUCCCUAUAUUGCCACGAGCUUCUGCCGAGGCCUGCUCCUGGUCCUGGCCCCAGCUACCCCUAGAUGAGGUCCAAGGACAAGGACUGUUUCCGGUCAGACACUUCAGGCUCCCUAGCUUGUCCAUAGUUGUAUACUUGUGCAACCAUUAUUUAGCAGCUGACUAGCAGAGGUACCCAGAGUCAGCGGCUAUUCCUUUUCACCUGUGCUGAUGCUUGGUGGCCUGAUACCAGCUAUCACAAGUGCUUGAUGGUCUCCCGCAUUGUCCCCGAGACACAUCCUCGCUUGUGUCCUUCCUCAGGUUGACAUUUCUGAUGGGGAUGAAGGCUGACUGCAUCUAGCCAAGACACCUGACCACCCUCAGCCAAAGCAGGUGGUUCUCCUGUUAGUCUCAUGCUUAGUGAAUUCAGGGAUUGUAGGGCCUGCAGCACUAGGAACAUCAGCCCCGGUCCUGCAAGAUCAGGGUUCAAAACUCUGAAAGCUAAAGUUAGACAGGAUUUAAAGUUAUUAUGAAAGACUUGGUCCAUAGAUAGGAAGAUUAGGUGGAUUCUCUGGCAGAAAUAGAUUUAUAGAAUAGAAGGUUUGACUUCCUCUUCAUGAAAUAAGGAGGCCUGUGAGGAAACCUGCUGUUUUUAAGCUGACCAAUCAGGCAUAAAAGAAACUUAAACUGUUUCAGAAACAAUCUGAAAACCAAAUAUUUAGACAAACAGGAAGGAAGCAGUUGGUGCUAGUCCCUUUUUGACCUGUCACCCUGCCUAGCCACCCUGGCUUCUGCUGCCGCAGGUCUCUUGAUACUCCUAAUGUUUCCUAUGACCUUCUGGUGCCUUACAAGUCUUCGGGACAAAUAGAGAAUGCUAAAAUGCUUGCCUUCCGCUGCCACUAGUAACCAUUAGCCAGAAAUGGUAGGUAGCUUCCUUGCAAAGAUGACAGGAGCACCUAAGACAGGGGAAUCAGAAACCAGUCCAAGCCGGGCGGUGGUGGUGCACGCCUUUAAUCCUAGCACUCUGGGAGGCAGAGGCAGGCGGUUUUCUGAGUUCGAGGCCAGCCUAGUCUACAGAGUGAGUUCUGGACAGCCAGAGCUACACAGAGAAACCCUGACUCGGAAACAAAACAACCCCCCCAAAAAACAAGGCCAAGAGUCAUUUUGAGGCUCUGUUUACUGUAAAACUUAUGUUUCAAUUUCUGUUUCUCGGAAAACAAAGAAUGCUUUGUACUAGAUGUUCCACGAAGAUUUCCUUGACUACCUUGUUUAUCCUGCUUGCAAAAUUCCCCUCCUUUAAGUUCUGUCCUACAACUGUCCCACAAGCCCCAAAGAGAGGUGGGAACAUAGGUAGGUUAGAGCUGUUUUCUAGAACUCAGACCUUCUGGAAAGAUGGCCGCCAGAUUGGCUGUGCUGUGCCCUGUAAGCAAGUAAGGCUUGCUUUGAAUAAUUUGUGGCCAGUGGUCUUUCGUCAGUCAGUGGGACUGACAGGCCUUCUGCAGGGGUACUCCUCAGCCCAGCUUGGGGGCUCUGCUCUGCUAUGAGCUCCCUACCAAGCAAGGGAAAUGUUUAGCAAAUGGAGUUUGCCUGGGAGCUGCUCCCACUCCCUAGGAGUGCUUGGAACGUUGAGUCUGCCAACACUCUUCCAAAACUUACAUUGCUGUGAGAAAGAGGAGGCUGCUUGCCUUUGAGGAUGUCCCUUCCCCCCUCAGCAGGGGUCCCAUGGAGGGGUUAAACAGACAGGGUCUGCUUUGCAGGAUUCCUCCUGACUGGGGAGGUGUUGGUCAAGGGAGACAUACUCCUGGAGUGACACACACACACACACACACCCGUACCCGCACGCGCCCAGGAAUGCGGUGACCAGCCUGCUAGGGCCUCAGCCAGCCUCCCUUGCUCAACCCACCCAUGCCUUGCCUGCGCUCCAGAACUCUGCUGCGGUUGGCUGGCAGGCUUAACCUGGUCUCCUUUAGAGUUGUAUUAGAAGCUCCUUUUUCCUAUUGGGGGAAUUGUGCCUCUUGGGAAGAAAGCCGCCUUUAGAUGCAAACUGCUUCGAGGACCCCCAAAGGCCAUUCCCACAGUAUAAGCCAAAGAGGACUUUUAGAGUCAGUGUAAAAGCAGUCAGACAAUCCUUCAACUUGGGACCCUCUGGCUCCAGGGUAAGAGCCAGAUAUGUUUUAACUAACUCAUUGGGAAUACCUGAGGCUCGCCGGUGUGUGUCCUAAAGACAGCCUGGUCGUCACUGGGGACCCUAGCCGCCGGUUUUGGAGAGGUUGGUACCAUGUGAUAGUCACUGGAAAUGCCAGCCACAGUAAAAUGGAGCCAGCUGGGACCUAAAAGACUGUGUGUGUUGCCAAAGGUGGGCGCAGAAAGAUGACCCAAGCCUCCUGGGAAAGCCCAGAGUUGUGAGUGAAUUCCAGAAUUUGAGCAUUGAUUUGUUUACACUGUGGGAGUUUGGUUUUUCACUUGAUUGUGCCUUUUUUUCCCUAUUGAAUUUGAAUUUUUUUUUUUUAAAGUACUUUAUUUUUUGAUAUUGCCAGAACACACAGUUGAGAGAUUUUUUUAAACUUCUUUAAGAGGAAAUUUUGGAGUUUUAUAGAAAGUUUAAAUUUAAAAAGCUGGACUUUUUUUUUUUUUUUUAAGAACAGCUUUUUAAAAUUGUUAAAUUUAUGAAGCUAUGGGACAUUUUAGGUUUAUAACUGUUUAUAUUAUUAAUAUGUGAUCUUAAAAGAAAGAAAGGCUAGAGAGUUAAUGCUAAACACUGGACGCUAAAAACUAGGAUAUUCCUAUCUUGUGAAGCAGCGAGACAGUGACCUAAGCGGUCAGGCAAAGCCUGUCUGCCAAAGAGAUGGGAGCAGCGGCUUGCAGCCUGUGGGUCGCUGUGCACUGCAGUGCAUGACAGCUGCAGUAGCUGUGGAAUGGCAGUAAGAAUGAUAUUUGACUUGGGGACUGUGUUGAAGAAUUCAGCAAUAGGAAGACUUAGAGAAUGUCUCUCCUUACCUAGGUCUAUUCAGGGUUAGGUAUAUGUGCCAGAAGCAGCUAUGUGC
Molecule: messenger RNA, 7113 nt
Organism: Apodemus sylvaticus (European woodmouse)
Lineage: Eukaryota; Metazoa; Chordata; Mammalia; Rodentia; Muridae
Product: protein transport protein SEC24-like
Exons: 2
Coding region: 461-1927 (488 amino acids)
Biological process (GO): virion assembly
Molecular function (GO): nucleic acid binding; zinc ion binding
Source: RefSeq, a predicted model, not a curated record